AUGGUCGCCGGAAUGGGCGGAGUAUUGGGCCCAGUCGCUCUGCGGCUGGUCCGUACUACCGCGUAUAAGGCUUCCAAGUUGGUCCGGAAGAAGCUCACGGCAGCGCUUCGACCGGUCAACACGGCUUUGGAGCCAGCUUUGGCGAAAUCACGCCCACGACAACCUAUUCAUCCCUCGGCCUUGUUGCGCCAGCAAAAAAGUCGAAGAUGGUAUUCGACUUCUACUUACCGAAACAUUGACGCCGCGGUUCGCCGCUUCAUUACCACUGGUCGCAUUGAUGCCUCCGUGCGGAUUGAUCGGACCAAGUUUAUGAGCACCAAGACAGGCCGGGCUGUCUCCCAGAUGACUGGACGGGCCCCAUUUGCAAGCACUUUGCGUCCAAACCUCACAGGCGGUGCUCUGCCUCGAACUGCUGGCGGUUACGGUCUGGGCUCUGGCCGGAUUGGCGGGGCUCGAUACUUCUCCCACGCACCGGCCUCUCAAGCGCAGGUUGUACAAAAUGUAUCGUCGGCCGUCCGGGCAUUCUGGAUUUCGGGUCAGAAGGCACAGUUUGACGGACUUAACGCCCGAGGCGAGAAGCAGUACCGUGCCGUCUCGUCUUUGCAGGAAGAGACAUCCCGCAAGCUCGCAUCGGUGCCUCGGAUCAUGCCGGGCUCCUAUGUUGACUUUGCCCUGAACCCAACCGUCACUGCUCUCAGCCCGUUGGCUGCCGCCAUGCCCUUCACCACCAAGAGCAAGGAGGUUGCAGCUAUUGACGCCACCACACUCAACACUGAAGGGUUCCUCGAUGUUCUGUCCGUUGACUUUGGCCGUGCUCUGAAAGAUCUGACGGCGGUAUUAUCAGAUAUCAAAAAGUUGUCCGCCCUCGGGGAUUUGCCGAUACAACUUGAGAAGGGACAAAUCCUUCGGGUACGAUUUCCAGGCGUUGACGCUGAGACAGUCGAAGCACUCUUGGAUGACCUUGGACUGAGUCGAGGUAUCGUGAGAGAAGAUGCGGACUUUGGUGUCGAGACCGGUGUACCAAUGGCCUUAAAAUUCCCGUUCGCUCCCGAUGCAGUAAGCGAAGAGUCAGCCCUCUCGGCAUCUCCUGAAGGCUCUCUGCCUUCGCUAGGCAGUUCCCUGCAAGAGCACGAACUUUUUGAAACAUUUAGCGAUAUCGAGGACAACCCCUGGCUCGCAUCACCGGAACCAGAGGGUUAUGAGACGGCAUCCCAGCCUUUUAGUUCGGGCGAGCAUUGUUCGCAAGAAUUUGAGGGUCUAGACGGGGUCUACAAGUUUCUUGAAGAAUGUGAUCGCGCCAGAGGCAGGUUUUGA
Pestalotiopsis fici W106-1 is the source of this 1314-nucleotide messenger RNA. RefSeq lists its product as uncharacterized. The transcript has a single exon. Gene Ontology annotation, molecular function: proteasome binding. Lineage: Eukaryota; Fungi; Ascomycota; Sordariomycetes; Amphisphaeriales; Sporocadaceae. The record is from RefSeq and is a predicted model, not a curated record. Gene Ontology annotation, biological process: proteasome assembly. The coding region runs from base 1 to 1314 and encodes 437 amino acids.